AGGAGCCGCGCCCCGCCCCGCGCGGCCGCAGCCAACGCCGGCCCGCGGCGGGCGCUCUAGGAGCUGAGGCCGGCAGCCGGCAGCCGGGCGAGGGCGCCGAGAGGCCAGGCGGGCGCGGACGCCGCAGGCACAGAGGCAAGUCAUCCAGCUGAAAAUGUUAUUAUAAUAAAAAGUAGAUGAAUGGCAUGACCCUAGAAGGUGGCGACAUGAAGGGAUGUUCCCUCUUUGAAGAAAAUUGCUAACUUAUUUAAGGCAGAAAAUCCAAGGCCAGACAGCCCCAGGCUUUCUCUGCGCAGCUUUGUGAGAUCCACUGAUCAUUCAGGAGCAUAUUGUUUGGUCUCCAUGUGUGAGCAUAUGUUCUAUAGAUUCCUGAGUUGCUGAUUUCCAACUUCAUUGCAUUGUGAUCUGAGAAGAUACUUGGCUGGUUACAUUGGGCAUAAACAUCUGCACAUACCAGAGAGAAGCCUGCCAGCCAACUCUUUUUAAGAUAUAUGGGUUUGGCCUGUUCAGGACACAAGGUCAGGAUGCUGCUCCUGUGCCACGCUCUGGCUGUAGCUGUUGUCCAGGUCUUUACCUUCUCAGAACAUGGGGUGUUUGCCAAGAACAUCAACUUCUAUAAUGUGAGGCCUCCUGUUGACCCUACACCGUUUCCAAACAGCUUCAAGUGUUUUACCUGUGAAAAUGCAGGAGAUAAUUAUAACUGCAAUAGAUGGGCAGAAGACAAAUGGUGUCCACAAAAUACACAGUACUGUUUGACAGUUCACCACUUCACCAGCCAUGGAAGAAGUACUUCCAUCACCAAGAAAUGUGCCUCCAGGAGUGAAUGUCACUUUGUUGGCUGUCGCCACAACCGAGAUUCUGAACACACGGAGUGUAGGUCUUGCUGUGAAGGAAUGAUCUGCAAUGUGGAAUUGCCCACCAACCACACUAAUGCAGUCUUCGCCGUGAUGCACGCCCAGAGGACGUCCGGCAGCAGUGCCUGCACACCCUACCUGCCAGCGCUUGCCUGGCUCUUCCUGCUUCCCUUGCUCUGAGACCGUCAUUCCUGGGAGAGGCAGAGAGCAGCCCUCUGAAGCACAAACCAAAAAUGUUGUGAACCGAGGAGUGAAGAUCGAUCUUGCACUUGGUGAUGAGGGCACAUGGACCCCAACACGAAAGCCAGAGGUGUGAUCCAUUAAGAUGCUCCCAUUUGAGGCAUGCAUUGAGGAUGGGACUGUUUGACCUCCAGCCUUUCUGGUCACAGGGGCUGUCUCUGUCAGUUCUGCCGGAGAAUCCUGCCAGCAUCUCUGACAGGUUUCAGUAGCCUGACUCUUCCCUGCCUUCCAGGCCUGUCGCUGAAAGGACUUCUUGACCUCAUGGACUCACUGAGAAGCUACUGGGUCAGACUCUCUUGUUUCUGCGAUUAGCUUGGAGUCUCUGUGAAACCUAACCCUUGCCCCCAGGAGAAAGCAGCUAACCUGCUGACAGAAGAGUCAGUAAGAAAGGCACCUGUAGGAGGAAAACUUCCAACUGAACGAAUAUGAAAUCUGUUUGUAAUUGUGUGUGCAUGUGGGGGGGGGGGAAGGGAAUAAAGCUCUUAAAUUAUACAGUAUAAAAAUGUACUCU
This is a messenger RNA of Oryctolagus cuniculus (rabbit), 1605 nucleotides long. Lineage: Eukaryota; Metazoa; Chordata; Mammalia; Lagomorpha; Leporidae. The record is from RefSeq and is a predicted model, not a curated record.